UUUGAACGAGCGAAAGAGGGAGGAGCAUGGAACCAGAGCAGAUGCAGUUGUGCGCAGAAGUGCUCGAUGACAUCUUCAAGCAGGAGAUGUCAGAACCAUUCCGAGAGCGCGUGAACUGGGAAGAAUGGGGUCUCUACGACUACCUUCAGAUCGUGAAGAUCCCCAUGGACAUGGGGACCGUGCGCGUAAAACUCAACAAGGGCGAGUACAAAAAACCCGAAGACUUUGGGCGGGACAUGCGGCUGAUCUGGGAAAAUUGCAAACUGUACAACCAGGAUGGGUCGGAUUUGUGGACGGUGGCGGACGACUUGACAAAGUUGUUCGACGAGAAGAUGAAGGAGCUCAAGUUGGACGCCGGCGACCCGUCGUCCAAGGCAUCUUCGUCGGAACCGACGUUGGAGGAGCGCAUUGUGUUCAGCCAAGACAUUUACAAAAUCUCGAGCAAAGAUCUGGGCAUUGUCGUGGACAUGCUGGAGGAGCUGUGUCCUAAAGCGCUCGACAAGAACGCGGACGAGCUGGAGCUGAACGUCGAUGCGAUAGACGCCAAAACGUUCAAGGAAAUCGACGCCUUCAUCAAGGACUGCGUGCCGGGCGGCGCGUUGCCGCGGACGCUCAAGAAGAGCAAGCGCAAGAACAAGGACGGCGGCAGCGACAAGGGAUCAUCCAAGCGACACAAGGAGUAACCAUCGCAUGCCACCAACUAGGACUACUGCUUGCAUUUUGCGUUACGCGUGCACCCGUUUGAAUAUAUCUUUGAUCGACACGACGCCUGGGGCUGGACUAGUACUAGUACUACUAAACCUAGUACUACUAGCCGACAAUAAUGCUUGCAGAUUCAG
Aphanomyces astaci is the source of this 839-nucleotide messenger RNA. RefSeq lists its product as hypothetical. The record is from RefSeq and is a predicted model, not a curated record. The coding region runs from base 27 to 683 and encodes 218 amino acids. Gene Ontology annotation, biological process: regulation of DNA-templated transcription; chromatin remodeling. Lineage: Eukaryota; Oomycota; Saprolegniomycetes; Saprolegniales; Verrucalvaceae. Gene Ontology annotation, cellular component: chromatin; nucleus. The transcript has 5 exons.